AUGAGCUUAAAGGAAGAAAACGACUCAAAGAAGGAAAAGGAGCCCAAGAAGACUGCCAAGGAGUCCAAGAAAGAAACCCCCAAAGCCGCAGAGCAAAACAAAAACAAUGAUCAGUCCACGAUUAAUCUCUUUACAGCCAAGAAAGCGGACACCAGCAAGAAAGAGAAGCCAGAAGUUAAGACUGCGGAGAAAGGCAAGAAGAAAGAUCAAAACACCAACGAUUCCAAGCCAAAAGAAGCUCCCAAAAAGGAUACACCUACAGCCUUAGGGAAGCCAAAGAAGGAGGAAUCAGUAGAAAAGAGCAACAAAGAAGAAAAGUCGCAGAAAGAAAAAGAAGAAGACUCACCUGCCGCCAGUAAUCAAAAAGAAACAACCAGGAAGAGUAAAGGCAAAAAACAGAAGGAGGAGGUCAACCAGAAGGAAGAAAACGACUCAAGGAAGGAAAAGGACCCCAAGAAGACUACCAAGAAGUUCAACAUUCGACGCAAGCGUUACAUAGGAAUUGGCAAUAACACAACAGACAUACGGAUACAUAAUGUUGUCUAUAACAGAGGCUCUUUCCAGUAUACGGCCCUUUGUAGAGAAACUGACUCACAUUAUUGGCGUUGUUUAACAGAUAACAUGAAGAAGAGGACACUAAGGGAUCGCUAACUAACACAUCAUAUGCUCCUAUAUAUUGGACUCCUUCAAGCGGACGACGAUUGAUGGUAUCAAUGUUGUUUGAUAGACGGCGCUGUAAAACUAAAGGCGCAUUACACGUCCGUCUCUAGGUUACAAACAUGAACAAAUAAGAUGUACCAAAGACAAUUUGGAUUAUAUUAAGGAUAACGCAAAUGUUAUACCACACUAGUGAUGGUAGAACAAUAAUAAGAAAUGUUAAUACUUAAGAAUGUUAACCUAAGCAAAAAUUGUAAACAAAGCAAAGAUUGCACUAUAUAGAUAUUGCACUCAGAGCUGUAAGAAUAUGUUAAAAGUAUCUUAAGUAGUCGUAAACAAUGUAUACACAAUGUUCCGAACGAUGUUAUUAGUUUAAGCAACUGUUAAGCCGUAUAUAAUGUAACACAAUGAGCUUGUACACAUAGUUAAGCUAGACAUAAGUAACGUUCAGCCAAUUGCCAGACAAUGUUAAGAUAAUCAAUGAGGUAGAAAGGAAGAAAACGACUCAAAGAAGGAAAAGGAGCCCAAGAAGACUGCCAAGGAGUCCAAGAAAGAAACCCCCAAAGCCGCAGAGCAAAACAAAAACAAUGAUCAGUCCACGAUUAAUCUCUUUACAGCCAAGAAAGCGGACACCAGCAAGAAAGAGAAGCCAGAAGUUAAGACUGCGGAGAAAGGCAAGAAGAAAGAUCAAAACACCAACGAUUCCAAGCCAAAAGAAGCUCCCAAAAAGG
This is a messenger RNA of Drosophila eugracilis, 1388 nucleotides long. Its product is annotated as FK506-binding protein 4-like. The coding region runs from base 1 to 651 and encodes 216 amino acids. Lineage: Eukaryota; Metazoa; Arthropoda; Insecta; Diptera; Drosophilidae. The transcript is spliced from 3 exons. The record is from RefSeq and is a predicted model, not a curated record.